AUAAACUGCUUGUUGUAAUGGAGUUUGCAAGUGGUGGGAGUCUUUACAACAUGCUGCACAAGUUCACAAAGUUUAAGGUCGAUCAGGCAAAACGGUACCUGCGGGAUGUCUUGAAGGGACUUGUGUAUUUGCAUCGGGAAGACAUUGUUCACCGAGACAUUAAACCACAAAAUGUUCUUUUGCUGGAAACAGGUCUGUGUAAGUUGAGUGACUUUGGGACGUCAAAAUGUCUAUUGAAAGCUUGUAACAGCGGCCAGCCGGAGGGAACUCCACCGUACAUCGCCCCUGAAGCUGCACGAGGCAGGGCGGAGAAGGCAUCCGAUAUAUGGAGCUUUGGCAUUAUGAUGGCGCAGAUGUUAAGUGGCAGGCUUCCCUGGCCAAACAUGGAGGAAAUGACACCUCAGACCUUCUGCUACAACGUGGGGCAUAAUGAAAAUUUUGUACCUCAACUAGACGAGCAAAUUUCAGCGCAAGAGAAGGAAAUAAUUAUGCGGUGUUGCAAUCGUGUUCCGACUAAAAGACCGACCGCAGAGGAGCUAUUGCAAGACCCCUACUUUAGUCAAACGAAGACGUUUACGAAUGCACACGCACUUGGCUCACUUACAAGCCGUGUUGAUGAGUGCUUUCAACUCUCUUCUUUGAAUGCAUCUCAAUUGAGGCCAAGCAGCGAGCGUCCCUCCACCCCCUCGUCUUCGUGA
Molecule: messenger RNA, 698 nt
Organism: Trypanosoma cruzi
Lineage: Eukaryota; Euglenozoa; Kinetoplastea; Trypanosomatida; Trypanosomatidae
Product: protein kinase, putative
Exons: 1
Biological process (GO): protein phosphorylation
Molecular function (GO): ATP binding; protein kinase activity
Source: RefSeq, a predicted model, not a curated record